This is a messenger RNA of Telopea speciosissima, 1747 nucleotides long. Its product is annotated as probable CoA ligase CCL5. The coding region runs from base 82 to 1743 and encodes 553 amino acids. Gene Ontology annotation, molecular function: CoA-ligase activity. The record is from RefSeq and is a predicted model, not a curated record. The transcript has 5 exons. Lineage: Eukaryota; Viridiplantae; Streptophyta; Magnoliopsida; Proteales; Proteaceae. Gene Ontology annotation, cellular component: peroxisome.
UACAAAAUCAUUGUCCUCCUCAAGACAUGUAAAACCAAAUAGGUUUGUACAGAAGAUCGGAAGUUGAGUAAAGUGUUAACCAUGGCGUCUGAUAGCAAACCCAUCGAAAUCGAUCCAAGGAGCGGCUUCUGCAAAUCCGAUUCCGUCUACUACAGUAAACGAAAACCCAUAGCUCUCCCGUGCAACGAAUCCCUUGAUGUCACCACCUUCAUCUCCUCCCGUGCCCACAAUGGUAAGAUCGCUUUCAUCGAUGCCUCCACCGGUCGCUACCUCACCUUCCCGGAAGUCUGGCGUGCAGUUGAUUCCGUCGCUUCCUGCCUAUCGGAGAUGGGUGUUCGAAAGGGCAACGUUGUCCUCCUCCUUUCUCCCAAUUCCAUCUUCUUCCCAGUUAUUUGUCUCUCCGUUAUGUCCCUCGGUGCCAUCAUCACCACCACAAACCCUCUCAACACCCCUCAAGAGAUCCGUAAACAGAUCGCCGAUUCCAAACCCAUUCUCGCCUUCACCACUCAACCUCUCCUCCCUAAACUCUCCGGCACCGGUCUUCCUGUAGUUCUAAUCGGACAACAUGACAACCUCUCUAUCAAGCAGGCCAAGAUCGUCUCCUCGCUUGAAGAUAUGAUGAAGAAAGAUCCGAGUGAACUCAGAAACCGAGUCAGGGAACGAGUGAGUCUAGACGACACGGCCACGCUGCUCUACUCCUCAGGCACCACCGGCGCCAGCAAAGGCGUGGUUUCGUCGCACCGGAACCUCAUCGCGAUGGUUCAGACGAUCGUGAGCCGUUUCAGGUUGGAAGACGGAGAGCAGACCUUCAUCUGCACCGUCCCCAUGUUCCAUAUCUACGGUUUAGCAGCGUUCGCAUCGGGACUGCUAGCAUCGGGAUCGACGAUCGUGGUACUCUCCAAAUUCGAGAUGGAUGAGAUGCUCUCCGCCAUCGCGAAGUACCGGGCGACUUAUCUGCCGCUCGUGCCACCGAUUCUGGUGGCGCUGAUCAACCACGCGGAGAUGGUGAAGGCGAAGUACGAUCUGGGGACUCUACAAUCAGUGUUGUCUGGUGGGGCCCCCUUGAGCAAGGAAGUGAUCGAGGGGUUCUUGGAGAAGUAUCCGACGGUGAGGAUUCUUCAAGGGUAUGGGUUGACGGAGACCACGGGGAUAGGGGCAUCGACGGAUACGGCGGAGGAGAGCAUGCGAUACGGUACGGCGGGAUUGUUGUCGCCAAGCUUGGAAGCUAAGAUCGUUGAUCCGGACACUGGUGAGGCCUUGCCGGUCAGUCGGACCGGUGAAUUGUGGCUUCGUGGACCCUAUGUAAUGAAAGGUUACUUCAGCAAUGUAGAAGCAACAACAUCGACAUUAGAUUCACAGGGAUGGUUAAGGACGGGAGACAUAUGCUACAUAGACGAGGAUGGAUACAUAUUCGUAGUGGAUAGGUUGAAGGAGCUUAUCAAAUACAAGGGUUAUCAGGUCCCUCCAGCAGAACUAGAGGCAUUGUUGCUUACGCAUCCAGAGAUUGAUGAUGCUGCUGUCAUACCGUUUCCAGAUAAGGAAGUUGGGCAGUUUCCUAUGGCAUAUGUGGUGAGAAAAGCAGGAAGCAAUUUGUCAGAGGGUGCUAUUAUGGACUUUGUAGCUAAACAGGUGGCUCCAUACAAGAGAAUCCGUAGAGUGGCAUUCGUGGGUGCCAUCCCCAAGAACCCAUCAGGCAAGAUUCUUAGGAAGGAUCUCAUUAAGCUUGCUACCUCAAAGCUAUGAGAAU